Daktulosphaira vitifoliae (grape phylloxera) is the source of this 1192-nucleotide messenger RNA. RefSeq lists its product as uncharacterized. The record is from RefSeq and is a predicted model, not a curated record. NCBI's taxonomy places the organism in Eukaryota, Metazoa, Arthropoda, Insecta, Hemiptera, Phylloxeridae. The coding region runs from base 279 to 722 and encodes 147 amino acids. The transcript is spliced from 3 exons.
GAAAAAAUUAAGAUAAAUUGUGAUAAAAGUGUUAUACUUGUAUAUAAAAUUUUAAUUCUCUACGUCAAAAUUAUACUACUUGUAUGUAAAAUUGACGUGUACAAUAAAAAUAUACUGGCGAAUAAAAUUUUUUGUACAAUUUCUUACAGUGUAGUUGCAUUUAAAAAUAAAGAUUAAAAUAUCGAAAAAUUAAACCAACUGUUUUAGUUAUAGAAACAUUGCGUUUGGUAGUAAACUAGAAGUAGCUUGAUUAUUUAAUAAAUAUAAAUUCAAGAAGUAUGCAAAUAUCAGUAAAGAAGAUGAUUUGUUAUAAAAUCGAGGUCCAUGAACCAAGGAUAAAUGUUAAUCAGAUUAAGGGGCUGAAUCUAAGAAAUUUUAAUCUGUUUCAUAAGCAAGCAGAUAAACUAAGAACUCGUAAUUUAUUUAACGAAGUAGUAAAAGCCAGCUUAGUACUCAAUCAAUCAAGUGCAGACUUAAUAAUUAUUAGAGUAAUACUAAUUGAUGUUAAAAAUAUUAUAGUAGACUCAGGAUACCUACUAUAUGAGGCCUCAGACCUAAGUAUGGAUGCUAAUGCUCAUCACACUAUUUGGAGAAGAAUUAACAACACAAAAAAAGGAAUGAAUCUGCUACUGACUACAAACCUCAGUAUAGUGAACAAAGGUAGCAAACCUACCUUUGUAAUCAAGAAUAACCUACAAUUUAGAUUAGGUACAAAGUACUGAAAGGAGACAAAGUACUGAAAAGGCUGUAAAUAUCUUACAAGACUCCAUUAAUUCGACUUACAAGAAAAACUGUCCUUCAAUAAAAAGGUAAGAUACAGCUACAGAGUGUAGCUUAAUAGAAUACUAACCUUUCUAAAUUAAGAAAGUUCACACAAGCUCUUAAAUAAAGAGAUGAAAUCAGAUUUGGAACAACACUGGGAGUUCUAUAAGGAUGCCUAAAGGAACUACAAAUCUGCAUUGAAAAAGUCCAAAAGAAAAGCUGGAAGAAGUUCUGUGGAAAAAUACCACAUCUCCUAUAGCAUCUAGACUUCUGUGAUAGCUAGGGUAUAGACUAUACAAAUCAGUCGGCAAUACUACUGAUAGAUGACAUGUUCACCAAUAAUGUUAAUGAUACAUUAUCAUAUUUGCUAAACACACACUUUCCUGAUACACGAUACACAGCACAAACGAAUUAAAUUACAUUUUAGAAA